Betta splendens (Siamese fighting fish) is the source of this 2498-nucleotide messenger RNA. RefSeq lists its product as uncharacterized. The record is from RefSeq and is a predicted model, not a curated record. The coding region runs from base 1581 to 2420 and encodes 279 amino acids. The transcript has 7 exons. Lineage: Eukaryota; Metazoa; Chordata; Actinopteri; Anabantiformes; Osphronemidae.
UAAAUAUCCUGCUGAAAAUGACUCAUGGUUCAAUGAAAGCACUGUACCUGCAACCCUGUUUAGAACAUUUUACUUUUAACCUAAUGAUAAUUAAAAACACAACGUUGCUGUGUGUGUAAUACAUCAUCUCAUUGUGUUGUUUGGUUGUUGGAGGUGAAUCAGCAGAAAGACUUCCUGAAGCCUUUGCUGGUCUAUAUGAGCCGUGUGAGGUGAUUGUAUAGGAAACCUCCUGGUUCCUUUUCACCGCACUGCACACAAUGAACAGACCCCCUCUCUCUGCCAGCCAUAAAGCCCCCACACACUACAAUUACCUCUUUGUGGCCUAAAGAACCCUGAAUUCCCCAGCAUGACACAAAAGGCAUUUGCACAAUUCAGGUGACGGACGUUCCUCCUUUUGCAUCACAGCUGCAUGAAAAACACAGAAUCGUAGAUGAAUUAAACAUGUUUAUGCUGCUCAACAAAGUCGAAAGAGUCCAUGUCUAGAUUUCUACUUUUAGGUAAAUCUAACCUCAAUAAUUACUCCCCUGCGAUGGUUUGAACUUUCCCCAGGUCUCUCUCUAUUCUCUACUAAUGGUAUGAAACGUAAUCCAAGCUUCACAGUAAAACAGCCUGUAGCGAUGGAAAAUUACCAGUCUUUAUCUCCAACUGAGAGACCAAAGACAGCUUUGAACGGUCAUAGCAUUAGUGGAACACUUUCAUUUCCUGUAAAAUCUGUGUCUGUAUUUUACUUUAGGUCUGAAUUUAUGCCUGUUUGAGUGAAUUACAUCAGUUCACUGGAUUCAGUGACUAUAACCCAAAAUCAAAAAAACACUGUAGAUGAGUAAAAGAACUGCAUUUCCUGUCAGCCUUGGCUAUGAGGUGCUGAACAAAGGGCACAUACACACUCAAAGUAAAUAUUAGAUAACUUAUGAGUAAAUGUGGUGCAGGGCAAACGCAGAUUUAGUAUUUUAUGAUUUCACGCUCCAGCAGCACCUAGAAUAAAAAGAGCGGCGUCGUUUGCUGAAAGGACCCAUAUUUGUUUGCUGCUAUUGAGCAACAAGUCCAACAAGUUCCUCACUCAUUCAGUAUGAAUGUGACACACACACACACACACACACACACACACACACACACACACACACACACACACACACACACACACACACACACACACACACAGACUUACUUGCAUCGCUUAUAGCCGCGGCUCAGGGAACCAAAUUAAGCACGUAGACUGUGUCGCUUCACGGUUAAGAAGAUUAGCUGCGAUUUAGCCACGCAGCAGUGGCCAGCAGCACCGUCCGCUCAGACCCGCUCCUGUACACACCUGCUCCAGAACAGACCCGCUCCAGAACAGGCCCACUGAGCAGACGUGGGCCCUGAGGACCGCACGUGGAGCUGCGCUCUUCCCUGUGACACCUGAACCCCUGGAAAAGGUCAGUUCCCUGUGUUUCCUAAUCGUGAACCACCCACAGGUAACAUCACCUAGAGGCCCAGGGCCGCUCCUCUGGGCUCCACAGCUCAGUGUCGCAGUGAGAGGAGAGCGGCCGACGCCUUCCUCCCAGUCUGGAUUCCAGAGCAGACGGUGAACAUGCUUCAACAUGGCGGCUCACAUCCUCUGGACCGCGUUUGCAUGGACAUUCAGAGGGAUACUGUGCACGUGCAGGUUCCUUUGGAUAUGCCCAUACAACGCAAUCAAGUUCUUGCCGAGGGAAUCGCCCGUUGCGAGGGGAGUGAAGCGACAGCUGAAAGAGCUUGUGGGUUCUAAAGGCAAAGGCGCCGCAGCCAUCCCCGGCAGCCCCGACCGCACGGCCGCGCUCCACAAGAGACUGACGAAGACGGAGAGGGAGAUCCUGUCGCUCCAGACCAGGUUGGCCUGCGAGAGGGCGUCGUGGGAGCGGAGGUUCGCGGAGCUGCAGGGCCGACAGGAGGACCUGCGUCACCAGCUGGUGCUGAAGGUGGGCGGAUGCGGCGACCGGGCGGAACCCGGGCCGGACAACGGCGACGCGUUCGAGGACUGCUCAGGCGGCCUCUCAGGACCGACGUACCGGCACGGAGCGAGCGAGGUGUCGUCCAGAGGUGACGCCUACGCGAGCUGUGCGUCGGGCCGCUUCUCUCCGUCCUCCGUGUCUUCAGCAGCCAGCGUCAGGUCGUGGAGGGCGUCCCCCGGGCAUCACCGCGUCUUCGCCCCCCACUCCCCCGUGGACCUGCAGGUGGGCCACCGGGUCCGGGUCCUGCUGCCGUCCGGGCGGAUCAGCACGGGGGCGGUCCGUUUCCUGGGCCACCUGCAGGGGGAGCCAGACCUCCAGCUUGGGGUGGAGCUGCAGACGCCUGAGCACGGUCUGCACGACGGCAGCCACAGGGGACACACCUACUUUGAAUGCAAACCUGGGUAUGGUGCCUUCGUACCAUUCCACAAACUACUGAUGGCCUGGGAAUGACAACAACAUCUGUGUUGUAUGUGUGUGAGACAUAUUUAAUUUAACUCUAAUUCAAAAUAAAACACGUUUCCAAGCCUU